AUGCAUCCAAUCGCGAGAUCAGGAAUCUUCGGUUUAACGCAGAGAGAAUUGCGUUUGAAGAGAUCGCUCGGUUCGCAAGAGUUGAUCGAUCGGGACCAGAAGUACGGCGGUAGGCACUUCAAGCCGCUUCCGGUGGUGCUAACCAAGGGCGAGGGUGUUCAUCUGUGGGACGUGGAAGGGAAGCGGUAUCUCGAUUUCCUCGCGGGCUUCUCAACCGUGAACCAGGGCCACAGUCAUCCACGAUUGGUAAAAGUAACGAGGGAACAAGCGGGAAACCUCGCUCAUACGUCCAGGGCGUUUUAUACCGAGCCUCACGGUCAACUCGCCGAGUAUCUCACCAAGCUUUUAGGAUGGGAGAAAUUUCUCCCCAUGAACACCGGGGUCGAGGCUGGCGAUACAGCGAUCAAAGUAGCCAGACGUUGGGGAUACAGGGCGAAAAAGAUUCCGACGGAACAGGCGACCGUUGUCUUUGCGCGAAGCAACUUUUGGGGACGUUCCAUAGCAGCACUGUCAGCUUCCACCGAUCCAAAUUGUUACACAGACUUCGGACCGUACGUGCCUCGGUUCGACAAGCUGCCGUACAACGAUCUCGUCGCUUUGGAACUGAAAUUCAAGCAAGACCCAACUGUUUGCGCGUUCAUGGUAGAGCCGAUUCAGGGAGAAGCAGGUGUCGUAGUGCCUAGAGACGGUUACUUGAAAGGUGUACGCGAUCUCUGCACCAAGUACGACGUGUUAUGGAUCGCGGACGAAGUCCAGACUGGUUUAGGCAGAACGGGCAAGAGAUUGGCGGUCGAUCAUGAAAAUCAAAGGCCGGACAUUAUGAUUUUAGGAAAGGCAUUGUCCGGUGGAAUGUACCCCGUUUCCGGUAUCCUAGCCGACGAACAGAUAAUGUCGUGCCUGGAAAGUGGCUCGCACGGUAGCACCUUCGGUGGAAGUCCUCUCGGGAACAGAAUCGCCUUGGAGGCGGUGAAAAUUGUCGAGGAAGAAAAUCUGGCGGAGAACGCGAGGAAACUUGGAGAAAUUGUACGGAAGAGAUUGGAGAAAAUUCCGAAAGAUAUAGCUACGGAGUAUCGAGGUCGUGGUCUCUUGGCAGGCUUGGUGAUCAAUAAAGACUUUGCCGAAGGGUGGGAUAUUUGUUUGAAACUGAAAGAUGCAGGCCUCCUUACGAGACCCGCUCACGGACAGAUAUUGAGAAUAUCGCCACCGCUCACCAUCACUAGAGAACAACUCGAACAAGGUCUCGACAUACUCACCACGGUCCUCGACAAUUACAAAUCAACCUGA
Habropoda laboriosa is the source of this 1284-nucleotide messenger RNA. RefSeq names its product ornithine aminotransferase, mitochondrial-like. Gene Ontology annotation, cellular component: cytoplasm. The record is from RefSeq and is a predicted model, not a curated record. Lineage: Eukaryota; Metazoa; Arthropoda; Insecta; Hymenoptera; Apidae. The transcript has 5 exons. Gene Ontology annotation, molecular function: pyridoxal phosphate binding; identical protein binding; L-ornithine transaminase activity. The coding region runs from base 1 to 1284 and encodes 427 amino acids.